Messenger RNA from Metarhizium brunneum ARSEF 3297, 1134 nucleotides. Lineage: Eukaryota; Fungi; Ascomycota; Sordariomycetes; Hypocreales; Clavicipitaceae. The record is from RefSeq and is a predicted model, not a curated record.
AUGCUGCUUGGCUGGCUACCCGUCAAUGUUUGUGACAACUGCAAGCGGCAUCGGUCAGAGUGCAUUUAUGAUCGUGUGCCGCCCCUGACCACGCCGGUGAUUUCAUCUGCUCCAUUUCGUCCCGAAUCUGCAGAGGCUCGCGUUGCUGUCGCCAUUGCCCGCAAUAUCGAGAACUCACAUCUCUCUGAUCCCCCAGAGUCACGAGAGCGGCGCAUUCUGGAAACGAGGUUAAUGUAUCAAUAUUCAACAUCAACCGGCACCACCAUUGCCAUUGAUGACAAGUCCAAGGGGCUGUAUGUGAACAUGGUUCCAAGGCUGGCCCUGACCUCGGAUGCAUUGUUGUACUGCAUGUACUCACUUGCCGCUUUGCAUUGCAAGGUUGUUGGCGAUCUGAUGGGGCUCGUCAGUCGCGAUGCUCAUCGAAAGUAUCUCUCCAUGGGCUUGCGAGAGCAUAAUCUAGCCAUUGCAAACAUAAGCCCCGAGACUGCAGACGCAAUAUGCUUGACCUCGACUCUCCUUCGAGUCUGCUCCUUCAUUUUGCUACAGGACCGGCUGCGCCAGCCAUACACCCCGCCAGUGGAGUGGUUAAUGAUGAACGCGAGCACCAAGGCCAUUGUCGGCACAGCAUAUGAACUUCCCGGCGGAAAAGAAAAGUCUGUUGCCGCAAUGAUGGUUGGGCUCUCCCCUCUCGUGUCCAACGAGCAAAUGCGAUUUGACCCAGUUCAGAGACGGGGCUUCGAACCAUUACUCCAGCGGGACGAGAUUCGGGAUGCCAGCGAGCCUUGGGAUCCUGAAUCCCGAGAUGCAUAUGAAUCUACAUUGAGCUACCUGGGCGGGGCGAUUGAAACAGAACGAGUUGGGGAUAGACAUGACGGCCUCCGGAGGCUCAUUAUAUUUCCCAUGUUGGUAAAAGGGAGGUUUAUAGAACUGGUUCAAGAGGGGCAACCUCGGGCGACUAUUUUUCUGGCGUACUAUUUUGCUCUUUUGGCCUUACACAAGGACAGAUGGUGGAUUGGAGAAGCAGGGGCUCAUGAAGUACGAGCAAUGGCGGCCCAUUUCACUGACCAGUGGCGAACGUUGCUGAACUGGCCGUUGAGAGUUGUUGAAACAGGCGAAGUCCCUGCAUUUGGCUGA